CGAUAGCAGGGCCACGCACCGGCGUCAAAGCGUAGAAAGUGCUGCCUUACGGAUGUCGAACAGGUGUCCCCACUUCGCUAGCCUAACCUCGACGUUGCUGCUCAGUAGCUCUGCAGUGUCUGAUGUACACGUAUGUGCGACGCACGGGAUGCGCACCUGGAGGCGUUCUCGUUACUAGGUCAUAAGAGAUCGCGAAACGCGCAGCCAGCGUAGUCAUGUAACUCGUUGGACCAGCAGAGCAGACUGACCGGCUGACCUCCCUUCAGAUUCGGUGUAGCGAACGGUCGUUGAUCAAGAGAGCCAUACAGAGAGCAGCUCGUCGCGCCACCAACCACGAAGAUCGGGUGAUGAGCUCAGGGUACCAGGUGACCGGCCCCGUGACAAUAUGUUCCGCUCCAGGAUUCGCAUUCACACGUGUCAAGUGAUACUGCUCACGUCGCUGGUAUGGUUCUUGGUGGACGUGAUGGUGCUGAUGCUCUAUUCGGACUGUAUCGGAGGGUCCGGAUGGGGUUGCGCAGAGAACAACAAGCUGCAACAGCAACAGAUGCUCACGGAGGAAAAUUUGUCCCAUUCGAACACCGCUGCGCUAAAAGACGAACAAUUUCAGUCGGGUGAUUUGCAGAGCAAGAGACGAUACAAGCAAUCGGAGCUGCAUUUAUGGAGACCGGCUAAGGUCGUUCGCGAGAACAAGGGAAUGCCCGGCGAGAUGGGCGCAGCGGUGCACAUCUCGCCAGAGGAUGAAGCUAGGCAGCAGGAGCUCUUCAAGCUGAAUCAGUUCAAUCUAGGUUGUAAGACGAAGAAGUACAACAAAUACUUGCCUGACACUAGUAUAGUGAUCGUGUUCCACAAGGAGGCGUGGAGUACGCUGCUGAGGACCGUUUGGUCGGUGAUCAAUCGGUCCCCGAGGACACUGCUCAAGGAGAUCAUUCUGGUAGACGAUAAGAGCGAGCAAGAUCACUUGAAACAAGAACUGGAGGAUUAUGUAAAAACUCUGCCAGUCCCUACGUAUGUGUACCGUACGGAGAAGAGAUCUGGCCUAAUCAGAGCGAGACUGCUCGGUGCAAAGCACGUGAAGGGACAAGUUAUAACAUUCCUGGAUGCCCAUUGCGAAUGCACACAAGGUUGGCUCGAACCUUUGCUCUCGAGAAUUGCUGAUGACAGAACCACCGUCGUUUGCCCCAUUAUUGAUGUAAUUAGCGACGAUACCUUCGAGUAUAUUCCAGCUAGCGACAUGACGUGGGGUGGUUUCAAUUGGAAAUUGAACUUUAGAUGGUACAGAGUGGCGCAAAGAGAAAUGGAUAGAAGAUUGGGAGACAGAACGGCUCCAUUGAGAACGCCAACAAUGGCUGGUGGGUUAUUUUCUAUUGAUAAGGAGUAUUUUUAUGAACUGGGAGCGUACGAUGAUGGCAUGGUUAUUUGGGGCGGUGAAAACCUCGAAAUGAGCUUCCGGGUAUGGCAAUGCGGUGGGACGUUAGAGAUCAGCCCAUGUUCACACGUUGGACAUGUGUUCCGAGACAAGAGUCCGUAUACAUUCCCUGGUGGUGUCAGCAAAGUAGUUCUAAACAAUGCGGCUAGGGUGGCCGAAGUCUGGAUGGAUGAGUGGAGAGAUUUUUACUAUGCCAUGAAUCCAGGAGCGCGAAAUGUAGCUGUUGGAGAUGUGUCUGAAAGGAUUAAGUUAAGAGAACGUCUCAAGUGUAAAAGCUUUAGAUGGUACUUGGAGAACAUUUAUCCUGAAUCUCCAAUGCCACUAGAUUAUCACUAUCUGGGUGAUGUACAAAAUGUUGAUACACAAACUUGUUUGGACACUAUGGGUAGGAGAACUGGCGAAAAUGUUGGAAUUAGUUAUUGCCAUGGAUUAGGUGGCAAUCAGGUGUUUGCUUAUACUAAACGACAGCAAAUUAUGUCGGAUGAUAUGUGCCUUGAUGCAGCUAGUCCCCAAGGUCCUGUCAAAAUAGUAAGAUGUCACGGUAUGGGUGGAAAUCAAGCAUGGGUUUAUAACGAAGAGACAAAAAUGAUCAAACAUACUAACACAGGACACUGUUUGUCGAAACCUCGCCCCAACGACGCAAUGCAACCUGUCUUAGCACCGUGUGAUUCACAUAACAUCGGUCAGAAAUGGAUAAUGCGUAGUAAAUUCAAAUGGCAAGCCAGCUAAUACGAGGUGUUUCUAAGUGCAACAUCUGCAUGUAAUACUUGUUGAUCUAUUUAAUGCUACACUGAAGGACUGAUGUAGUCAAGAAACUUUCAUACAUGCAAAAUCAAGGAGGAAAAUAGUAUUAAAUGUUCCGUGAAAACUAGCCCAGUAUCACGUUCUGUCGAUCCAUUGAAUACCGACAAACUUGAUGGUGAUCAUGAAACUGAAAUUGACUACACCUUGAGUACAGGAGAUUGAAGUUAAUGCUUUUAGUUACAUAGGAUUUAUUUACUGUUACUAGCAGUAUAUCGUGUAUUUACUGCCAUUUUUCAUGGUAUGCCUUGAUUGAUAAUGCACAAGAGUGUUGAAAGAAAAGAAAACUAUUUCCAGCUGUGUGUGGAUGUACACAAGUGAUACGAAGAGACACGUAUGUGAACAUUUCUUUUUCUAGUAAACAGUAGAGAGGAAAGCAUAUCAGACCACUGUUAUAAAUAAAUAAUUGUUAAUACAAGAGAAGAGAGACAUAUUUGAUAAUAUGGGAUGAGUGCAAUGCUGGAUGACUGGAAGAUAUAUCAGUGCGCUAAAACACAGAUAUGUUUUAUGGCAUAAAUGAUCACACUACUACAGAAUGAAUGUUGGGGGUGCAAGUGGAAUUAUUGUGACACUACCGAUUACGAUUUAGAACUUGUACUGUACAAUUUUCUAGCAAUUAGGGAA
Molecule: messenger RNA, 2851 nt
Organism: Habropoda laboriosa
Lineage: Eukaryota; Metazoa; Arthropoda; Insecta; Hymenoptera; Apidae
Gene: Pgant5
Product: polypeptide N-acetylgalactosaminyltransferase 5-like
Cellular component (GO): Golgi apparatus
Source: RefSeq, a predicted model, not a curated record